AUGGUUCAGGUGCACCACCUGAGGUCGCGAGUGCCCGACUCGAUGAAUCACAGCUUGGAUGUCAACAUCCUGAGCAGAAAAGCCAUUAAUGAGGUGGAACUUGCUAAAGCUCAGUCGAGUAUGUAUGACAACAUCAUUAAUCCAGAAAUGUGGAAGAACAAUCUGGACAUGUAUAGUUCAAGCCUUCCUUGCCGCGAUUGGCUUGUGAGUGGGGCUGCGUUUGGGAGUCUGCAGUUCCUCACACACUGGAUCUUUGGAGAGGUCUCGCUCGUUUCCCGGUGGGCAGUGAGUGGCCACCCAAAUGCUGGACCAGAUCCAAAUCCCUAUGGGGGUGUGAUUUUGGUUGCCCUGGCUAUCGGUGUGAUGUUAUCAUUUCGAGUCUCUGUUAACAACGUUGUCCUUUGGCUCAUAGGAGUAGUAUCAGCAAUUUGUCUCUUUUACCUUCGGAGGGAAGGAGCAUUUGCUGCAGGAACUGUGUUGGCCGUUUAUGUCAUGUCGCUCUGGCCCCACCUAAUUGAACGUCUCAUCAGUUCAGGAAGCCCAGGAAAGGCCAUGGGCACGGCGAUGCUGGUGUAUUUGCUGGAGAUCUUCAGCACAGUGUGGUGUGUAGCUUACAACUUUGUACCUGGAGGUGCCAUCACAAGAGAGAAAACAAUGGUGGUUUUGGGAACACUCAUGCAUUUGAUUGGAUUGGGAUUAUUCUUUGGUCAACGACCUAAAUUGUUUGCAACAGAAGGCAAAAAUGUGGCACAUUUCAAACUCUUGACAAAGUGUGUCAAACAAUUGCUUUGGCUGUUUGUAGGAGUGGGUCUGUUGGGAUUAGGGCAUCGAUUCAUAUUGCAUCAGAAGAAAUUACUCAACCCAGCUGAUAUCCUGCCUGUGAAGAAAGAUUUCUCUGCUAUGAUAUGGUCUUACAGAUUUGGGUAUGACAAUCAAGGUUGGCCAAGUUUGGAAAGAUCUGCUGAGUUUAUUGAACAAACAGGUGCCGAUUUAAUAACAAUAUUGGAAAGUGAUGCCUCUAAACCUUUCCUGGGAAAUAAUGAUCUCACCAUGUGGCUGGGAGAGAAGUUGGGUUUUUACAUGGAUUUUGGUCCAAGCACAAAAGAUCACACCUGGGGAAUAAUGGUUUUGUCAAGAUACCCCAUCGUUCAAUCCAUGCACCAUCUUCUUCCAUCCCCACACGGAGAGAUUGCUCCUGCUAUUUCCAUGACGGUCAACAUCUCAGGGAAUCUUGUGGAUUUUGUUGUUGCUCAUUUUGGCAAUGAACAGGAUGAGUUGGAUAGGAAGUUGCAGGCAGAGUAUAUUUCAAAUACACUGAAGGAAGCACAACAACCUCUUGUAUUUUUGGGCUACGUCACUUCUGCACCUGGCUCCAGAGACUACCAACAGCUUCGAAACAUUGGAAAUGUAAAGGACAUAGAUCAGACUGAUAUGCAUAGAUGGUGCGAGUACAUCAUGUACCGUGGACUAAUAAGGUUGGGCUAUGCCCGCAUUUCACAUGGUGGUUUAAGUGACACAGAAGUCCAGUUGGGAAAAUUUCAGAUUCCUGAUGACCAGAAUCAUUAUGAAGAUAAUAACAAGAUUGAAAUUGAUCCUCGAGUAGUACCUGAAGAAAUUCACUUUAAUCCCAGGUUUGGAUCCUAUAAACGUGGACACAACUAUGAACACAUACACCACUUUCAUAUGAGCACACCAAAGUACUUCCGUAAGCAGAAUGAAAAAGGGAAAAAUAAAAAGCAUAUGUGAUCGCACAAUUAAUUGCAGGAAUCUGAAACACAUUUAAUAUUUCUGUAUAUAAGCACAGUUGUUCAACUCUUUAUUAAGAAUCUUCCCAUGUGCUGGCAGGAACUUUAGGAACCAUAUAUAAGGCCAAUGUUUUAUAAUAGGAUCUACGGCAUUUGUUACUAAAUUCUGAGAGAUUGUAGAACGUUUCAAAACAGUCCAUGUUAUUGAUUCUUCCCGUUGGCUAUUAUGUUCCACAUACCUUUCAAAUGUUUCUCAUAGUAUGUAUUCUAAUAUGCAGAAAUUUUAUCAGUCUGAAGAAAGGGUCUGACCUACCUAUGUCCUCCACAGAUGCUGCCUGCCUAAGUAUUCCAGCACUUAAAAAAAAAAUCCUAUUGUUACUUUCAUGCAUUUGGAAAUUUGAUAAAUUAAUAAAUAUUUAUCGCACCAUUUGAUGACAACUGGGAUAUGACAAGGUUGUUCUUGACACAGUAAUAGUGGAAAUAAAUAUACAUGUAAAAACAGCUAACCUGCCUGUUAGUUCCAAACACUAUAACAUCAAAGCUCUCUAGACAUUCAGAUGGAUUCCCUUACAGUAUUAUGCUUUAUGAAAACUGAAAACUCACUCAAAAUUAUGUCAAUUGUUUUGUACUGGAUGUGUAAUUUUCUGAAGAUACAUUUGUGGAUAUGUUCUUGGAAAAUGCAAAACUCUGGUAUACCUAACUGAAUAACACUACGGUAAAAUUCUGAUAACCCCCACCCAUGCGACUUUGGUGUUCGAUGCGCAGAUUUUUCAGACCAUUGGAUAUUAUUCCAAUGCCCCAACACACUGAUAUUUCACCUUUUUUUUAAAAUGUUACAUGAUGGUAUAAUAUUUUUGAGUGAGCCUAUAAGUCAAAGGGAAUGAAAACUGAAUCCUGGUGAGUUUUAUACGGAAAGGGGAAAUAAAAUCCUGAGUUUCAGCUUGUGUUUUUUAGCACAAAACGACCCUAAUUCCUGAUCCCUGAUGUUCCUGACCCCAGUUGCACACCCAUCCCACAAUCCAGACUCUAGCUCUGGCCACACACUGCCCUGGCUCAAACUCGGAAUUAAUGAGCAAGUUAGAUGCUGAACCAUUGGGAUUUCUGAAUUAACGAGGAUUAUUAGAGUUUUACAUAUGGUAGCAUAUUGUAGAGGACAAACGAGAAAUAUUUAUAAAGUGUGGAUAAUCUUAAAGAGCAUGGAUCAAACUGACUUUUGGAAGUAUGAUUGAUUGUAGACAAGAAAAAAAGAGCAAUGGGAUUGAGGUUUGUACCAAAAAAGUUCUAACAAACCUGAAUCACUCGGUCCAUUUUGGCCAACUGCCAUCCUAAAAUGUACAUUGGAACAUAAAAAGUACAUUGGACCAAAUGUGCAAUGUAGAUUCAUUAGGUUGAAGCAGUUAUCCUUUUUGAAGAAGUAAAUAACCGAGGUACUCACUGAAGCAGGAGUAGCAAAAUAUUCAAAAUGUUGAAGUUAAAAAAUAUAAGAUUAGUUUCAUUUUUCAGUGAAUUUAGGGGUGUAAAAUCAAAACUAGAAUGAAAUGGAGGAUUAGAAAGUUAAUUAUAAAUGGCUACUGAGACAACAACACCCUUGGCAUAUUCUUAACAACAGUAAUACUGCUUUAAAACGGAGGACUUUAGAGCUUUAUGAAAGGGAUGUGAAGGGUGCUAUAUUAAAACAUAUUCCUUUUGUAUGUGAAAAAAUUGCAUGAAAUUUUAUUUUUUGUAGACUAAUAGCAACAGCCUAAAAUUUGGUUGGCUGAAGAGAUGACUUAAUACCAAUUUCUAAUAUUCAUGGUGCCUUUUAAUAAAAUUUUAAA
Molecule: messenger RNA, 3562 nt
Organism: Amblyraja radiata (thorny skate)
Lineage: Eukaryota; Metazoa; Chordata; Chondrichthyes; Rajiformes; Rajidae
Product: PGAP2-interacting protein
Biological process (GO): GPI anchor biosynthetic process
Cellular component (GO): endoplasmic reticulum
Source: RefSeq, a predicted model, not a curated record